AUGUCGCGCCCCGAGGAUACCCUCGCCGCCGACAUCCACUACGACGACACAGAAGCGAGAAAGUAUACGACGAGCUCCCGUAUACAAAAUGUCCAGGCGUCCAUGACCCGGCGCGCCCUCGAGCUGCUCGACCUGCCAGGACCGAGCUUCAUCCUUGAUGUGGGCUGCGGCAGCGGCUUGUCGGGUGAGAUUCUGACACGCUCGGGCACGUCAAUACGGCGGAGGCGGAAGGGCGACGGCUCUGCGGGGGUUGAUGGCAACAAUGACGACGGUGCGGCGGACGACGAGAAGGACGACGACGACGACGAGAGCGAAUACUCGGGCGUGAGCGACGACGACAGCAUUGAAGAGGAAAUUGGCAAUGGACCGCACGUGUGGGUCGGCAUGGACGUCAGCCCGUCGAUGCUGGAUGUGGCUCUGCAGCGCGACGUCGAGGGCGACCUGCUGCUCGCCGACAUGGGCCAGGGCGUGCCCUUCCGCGCCGGCUCCUUUGACGCGGCCAUCAGCAUCAGCGCCGUGCAGUGGCUGUGCAAUGCCGAGAGCAGCGACACGUCGCCCCAGGGCCGCCUGUCGCGCUUCUUCAACGGUCUCUAUGCGUCGCUGCGCCGCGGUGGCCGCGCCGUGUGCCAGUUCUACCCGAAAAACGACACGCAGCGGGCCAUGAUCACGCAGGCGGCCGUGCGUGCCGGCUUCGGCGCUGGUAUUCUGGAGGACGACCCGGGCACCAAGAACAUGAAGGUGUACCUGGUGCUGACGGUCGGCAGCGGCGCGAGCAGCGGCGACAUCACGGGCGUCGUGUCCAACAUGGACGGCGUGGACAUUCUGGACGACCGGGGCUCGCGCGCACAAAACGGCCGCGUCAAGAACAAGCAAAUCAAGAAGGGCAGCAAAGCGUGGAUUGCCAAGAAGAAGGAGCAGAUGGAGCGCAAGGGCAAAGUCGUCAAGGCCACGUCCAAGUACACGGGCCGAAAACGACGCGUUGCGUUUUAG
Messenger RNA from Sporothrix brasiliensis 5110, 990 nucleotides. RefSeq lists its product as uncharacterized. Bases 1 to 990 code for a protein of 329 amino acids. Gene Ontology annotation, molecular function: rRNA (guanine) methyltransferase activity. Gene Ontology annotation, cellular component: nucleolus. The record is from RefSeq and is a predicted model, not a curated record. The transcript is spliced from 2 exons. Gene Ontology annotation, biological process: rRNA (guanine-N7)-methylation. NCBI's taxonomy places the organism in Eukaryota, Fungi, Ascomycota, Sordariomycetes, Ophiostomatales, Ophiostomataceae.